AUGUCGUUUCGUGGUGGCGGUGGUCGCGGCGGUGGCCGGGGCUUUGGCCGUGGUGGUGGCCGUGGCGGUGGUCGCGGCGGUGGCCGUGGACGAGGCCGUGGUGGUUACCCAACAGGCCCACCACCCCGUGUGGAACUCCUUGGCAGCGUGGUGCAGUCGUGCGAGGACGAUCUUGUGUGCAAGCUUGAGAACAAGAACGUGCCUUACUUCAACGCCAUGGUCUACCUCGAGAACAAGCAGGAAGUCGGCAAGGUUGACGACAUCUUCGGUCCCGUUGCGGACGCGUUCUUCACAGUGAAGCUUGGACAGGGCAUGAAGGCCGGCAGCUUCAAGUCGGAGGACAAAUUCUUCAUUGACCCGUACAAACUGCUUCCGAUUGAGCGGUUCUUGCCCGGCAAGAAGCCCGCGCGUGGUCGUGGCGGUGGCCGUGGUCGUGGCGGUCGUGGUGGUGGUCGUGGUGGUGGUCGUGGCGGCCGUGGUGGUGGUGGUUUCCGUGGUGGCCGUGGUGGUGGUGGUUUCCGUGGCGGGCGCGGUGGUGGUCGUGGUGGCGGCGGCUUUAGGGGCGGCCGCGGUGGUGGUGGUGGCUUCAGGGGCGGUCGUGGCGGUGGUGGCUUCCGCAGGUGA
Molecule: messenger RNA, 624 nt
Organism: Salpingoeca rosetta
Lineage: Eukaryota; Choanoflagellata; Craspedida; Salpingoecidae
Product: H/ACA ribonucleoprotein complex subunit 1
Exons: 4
Coding region: 1-624 (207 amino acids)
Biological process (GO): snoRNA guided rRNA pseudouridine synthesis; ribosome biogenesis
Cellular component (GO): box H/ACA snoRNP complex
Molecular function (GO): box H/ACA snoRNA binding
Source: RefSeq, a predicted model, not a curated record